CUCUGAUCAUAAUCAAAUUCGAAUCCACAUCAUAAACAUGACAGAGCUGGGCUUGGGGAAGGCUCGGCUAUAUAGAGUCUCCAAGUCAUGGCACCGAGCGACGAUCAGCACGGGCAAAGAAGGCCACUGAGUUCCACAGUACAGUAGAUACUUCCAUGAUCUUCCGAUUAGUUUCGUGUGAGACUGACAUCAAUCUUCUCCAGCUCCAAGUACGCCCCAUUCGUUCAGCGGUGUGUUAUCUUCUCGGGGCCUGCCUUGUUGCCAAAGUCGCAGUCCGCUCAUGUCUCAACUUUGAGCGCUCACUUUUAGGUUUGGCUUGGCCUUUGACUCCCCUCGAGGUCUUAUUGAUAACGAGAUGAAUUUUAUCGGCAACAGUAGGAAGAGAACUUAGGCGGCCAAAGGUCAAUCAUUGCUAUGAAGGUGAUAUGCCCCCAAGUUCAAUCUUUCCCAUUUGGCAUAUGUUUAAUGUUGCUAAAAUGGUGGCUCAUAUCAAAGUUUACAGUAGACGAAAGCGAUGGGGAUGGACGAAACCGAGGCAGACCUGUUGCCAGUAUGACCGAUCUGACAUGGCACAGUUCGAGAGGAAAAAGACGGAUUUGAAAGUUGUCAUCUGUCUUGUUCGGUGACUCUGAAAUUGGUUGAUUGAUUAAACCUGAUUCAGUCAGCCUGACGGAUCGUUGAGCUUGAAUGGAGCUUUGAUCAGAUGAGGUGAUAGGGAGGGGUGGCAGCUCGGCACGUGAAGUGGCCCUUCCAGUCGAGUCUUGACCACCACAGCUCCAAUCUCGAGGUCCUUGCUGUCGCACGGACUGAAAGCCAAGAGAACAGUGAGGAGCAAACGAAUCUCAGCUGGUAGAACGCAAAGUUCUGCUUUGGAUGUCUCGAGCAGAACUCCACAAGGGGAUCACGAUACUUAUCAACUCGUGCAGUAACAACCUUCGGUUGAUGUCCUGAUUGGAAAUGCGCUCUUACCAUGUUCGAGAUCUGACGACUACCUACGCAGAGUAGACGCAGCUUUUCGUCAAAAGGUCUAGUAGGCUCGACUGUCUGGGUCACUUCACAAACCCACUGAAUAAUAGCUUUUGAGACCACUGCACGAGGCUCACGACCGACAUCAGAGAAGGUAAUCUCAAAAGCUGUCUGCACAGGAAUAAGCAAGCAACUGCGGACCUUCGGAGAAAGUCCAGGUUGGUUUCACAUAGAAUUGUAAAGCUCGCUCGCCCUGUCGGUAGAAAACUUGGUUCUCGGUCUGCAUCAGUCAAUCGUAGCAUCGAGUAAUAAAUGUUUCCAACUGACUGGACGCUUCUGCUCUGGAAUCUGGAUGCGAGCAUCUUUCAGGCAUAGGCUGAACGGCGCGCCCCUUUCUCUGCAACAGCGAGGACUGGCCAUCUUUGCCACCAAAGCUGUUGCCUUCGGGUUAUCCAGUAUUAGUUGCAAAGAGAAGCAGUGGAGCAGAAUCACAAGGCCAUGAGAGCAGUGAGGGACAACUUAGCAAUUAGCGAAGGC
Messenger RNA from Marchantia polymorpha subsp. ruderalis, 1503 nucleotides. NCBI's taxonomy places the organism in Eukaryota, Viridiplantae, Streptophyta, Marchantiopsida, Marchantiales, Marchantiaceae. The record is from the annotation of a GenBank genome assembly.